AACAAACAAGUUCUCAUUUUUCACACUCAAAAGUGACAUCAGAAUGGAUUCUAAAAUUCUCAGUUUCCUAAAUGCAGUAGCAAUUCGUUAGGGAACUGAGAAGGAGAAGAAGAUAAUGAACACCUCUUUCUUCGGAAUCAAGCUUCAUUCUUCUUUCAAAGUUUACAACACUAUCACUAUCAAUAGUAACAAUCAUUUGGAGUUGUUGGAGAGAAGAAGAUUAUUGCAGAAAAGCAAAAGGUGGUGCACUGUAUCUGCGAAACAUGGACGCCCAAUAAGGCAAGUUUUUAGUUUUUGUUGUCAAAAUGUAAACUUGUUGAGGAUACACCAUGUUUCCGUAAGUGGGUCUAGGUUGAAAUGUACUAAUGAAGAAUCACGCUUUUCUCCUUUCUUCACUCCAUUGUGGAAAGAAGGGAUUUUUUUGAUGAGGGUAUGUGUUUACACUGUUGUUAUCUCUGGUUUGUGUCUGUUGGUUUGGUUUGGAAGUAAUAUAGUUAAGGAUUAUGUCGAAGCCAAACUAUUGCCUUCUGUUUGUUUGGUAAUCAGCGAGCAGAUUCAGCGUGAUUUUCAGUUUGGAAAGGUUAGAAGAAUCUCUCCAUUGAGUUUGACAUUGGAGUCAUGUUCAUUUGGGCCACAUAAGGAGGAAUUUUCUUGUGGUGAGGUUCCUAUUGUUAAGAUUCAUAUUCAUCCUUUUGCUAGUUUGAUGAGAGGAAAAGUUGUGGUUGAUGCAGUUUUGUCACAUCCAAGUGUAUUGAUUGUGCAGAAGAAGGAUUAUAGUUGGUUAGGGAUACCAAACAAUGAAGGUGGUACAAAGAGGCACUUGUCUACUGAAGAAGGGAUUGACCAUCGAACUAGAACAAGGAGACUUGCACGAGAGGAAGCCGCGGUUCAAUCGGCAGCAGAACGAGACUAUGCAGCCAGGGUAGCUGCAGAGUUGGGUUACUUUGUUUCCGACUCCACCAAAGGGGAUGAUUUAAAGGAGAAUGUAGGUCAUUCAAGAGGAGCAACCGAUUCAAGCUCCUUUUUCGGCAUGAGUGAAGGGAAACAUGAUCAUCAGUGUGUAGACUCGGGUGUUGAUUAUGAUAUGAAACAUGCUGAUUUGGAAAAGCCAUUUAGAGUGAAAUUUCCAGGUCCAGGACUUCAGUUUUGGUCUAGAGUUAUAAAAAGGCAUUGGAAACACAAAUUUAAGAGGAAGUCGAAGAGGAGAGAUAUAGCUGCAUCUGGUGUUGCCAUCAAAAGAAGAAUUCUCAAAUGCAGUGCAUCGGCAGCACGUGCAUACUUUCGCGGUCAAUCACAGGGAAAGUCUGGAGAGCCUUCAUCAUCUUCUGAAUGCUUUUGUUCUACAAAUCUUGAUACAAAUUUGGUAAACGAUGAUGUUGACAAAAUUACAGAAUAUGUUGCCGAUGGCGAUGAUGAUAACGAUAUUGUUGCAGAACAUGUAGAUGGGGUAGAUGCUCUGCAGCCUGAAGACCUCACAAGUACUCUUCCCGUUAUGUUGGAUUCUGUUCAUUUCAGAGGGGCAACUGUGAUGCUACUUGCAUAUGGAGAUAGUGAAGUUAGGGAGAUGGAGAAUGUCAAUGGCCAUGUGAAGUUUCAUAACAACUACAGCCAUAUGAAUGUACAGAUGAGUGGAAAUUGUAAACCGUGGAGAUCAGAUGUUACAUGCAAAGAUGGUGGUUGGUUGUCCGCAAAUAUUUUUGUUGACACUACUGAGGAGAAAUGGCAUACUAAUUUGAAAGUUGACAAUCUUUAUGUUCCGCUAUUUGAAAGGAUCCUAGACAUUCCAGUUACAUGGUCUAAAGGGAGGGCAAGUGGUGAGGUUCACUUGUGCAUGUCUAAGGGUGAAACUUUUCCAAACCUUCACGGCCAGCUUGAUAUGACGGGAUUGAACUUCCAGUUAUUAGAUGCUCCAUCGUGUUUCACUAACAUAUCAGCAAGUUUGUGUUUUCGUGUUCAAAGAAUAUUUUUACACAAUGCAUGUGGCUGGUUUGGCAGCAUCCCUCUAGAAGCAUCAGGAGAUUUUGGCAUUCACCCUGAGAAAGGAGAAUUAAAUAUUAUGUGCCAGGUACAUGGUGUUGAAGUGAAUUCCUUGAUGCGAACUUUCAACAUGAAAUCUUUCUCAUUCCCGCUAGCAGGAUCAGUAACUGCUCUUUUUAACUGCCAAGGCCCCCUGGACUCUCCUAUAUUUGUGGGCACUGGAAUGGUUUCUAGGACGCUAUCUUCUUUAUUCGUUGACACUCCUGCAACUGUAGCAUCUGAAGCACUUGCUAAAAGUAAAGAGGCUGGUGCGCUAGCAGCAUUUGAUCGCGUACCAAUUUCAUAUGCAUCUGCCAAUUUUACUUUCAACGCUGAUAACUGUGUUGCCGAUUUAUAUGGAAUUAGGGCAAUCCUUGUGGAUGGUGGUGAAAUUAGAGGGGCUGGAACUGCAUGGAUAUGCCCGGAGGGUGAGGAGGAUGAUUCAGCAGUAGAUGUUAACUUUUCUGGAAAUUUGUCCAUUGAAAAAAUCUUGCUCAAUUACAUUCAUAAUUAUCAUAGUUUGAUGCCAUUCAAACUAGGGGUAUUACAUGGAGAGACAAAAGUUUCGGGAUCUCUUUCAAGACCAAUGCUUGAUAUACACUGGACUGCACCUUUGGCAGAAGGGUCUUUUAGUGAUGCUAGAGGAGAUGUCAUAAUCUCGCAUGAUUUCGUUACGGUUAAUUCUGCUUCAGCUGCAUUUGAUUUGUAUAUGAAAGUUCCAACAUCUCAUUCUGAUGAUAUUUCUCUUACAAGAGAAGAGUUUUGUCCAAAAGCCAUUCCAUUUACUGUUGAUGGGAUUGAGUUUGAUCUGCAUAUGCAUGAGUUUGAAUUCUUCCGCUUGAUUACUACUUAUACAUUGGAUUUUCCAAGACCUAUGCUUCUGAAAGCAACCGGAAGAGUGAAGUUUCAAGGAAAGCUUAUAGAACCUAGUUGCGCUAUGAUGGAACAAAAUUUUGACAAGAAUGGGCAACAACUACACAUAUUGGAGAAAGGAAGUGCAGAUUGUCUCGUUGGUGAAGUUUCAAUCUCUGGUCUCAAACUGAAUCAACUGAUGCUUGCACCUCAGCUUUCUGGGUUGUUGAGAGUUUCUCCCGAGUGUAUCAAGUUGGAUGCCUCUGGUAGGCCUGAUGAAAGUCUUGAAGUGGAGUUUAAUGAGCCACUACAGUCCAGUGAUGAAGAUGGUACUAAUGGCGGACAACUGUUGUCUGUUUCACUUCAAAAGGGGCAAUUGAGGGCCAAUGUCAGUAUCCAACAAAGUCAUUCAGCUAGCUUGGAGAUACACAAUUUUCCACUUGAUGACCUGGAGCUUGCUUCUCUCAGGGGAACUAUUCAGAGGGCUGAAGUCGAGCUUAAUCUUCAAAAAAGAAGAGGACAUGGAAUCCUAUCUGUACUUAAGCCAAAAUUCAUUGGUGUUCUUGGUAAAUCCCUAGAUAUGGCGGCUAAGUGGAGUGGAGAUGUUAUCACUAUUGAAAAAAUUAUCUUUGAACAAAGCAACAGUCAUUAUGAACUUCAAGGUGAAUAUGUAUUGCCUGGAUCCAGCGAUCGCAACCUUAAUGAUGGAAAAGAGGAAGGCAUUUUGAAAAGGCUAAUGUCUGGGCAUCUUAGUAGUGUUAUAUCCUCGAUGGGCAGGUGGAGAAUGAAACUUGAAGUAUGUCGAGCGGAGAUUGCCGAGAUGCUUCCUCUUGCAAGGCUUCUUUCUCGAAGCACGGAUCCGAGUGUUCUAUCAAGAUCAAAGGAUUUUUUUAUUCAAAGUUUACAGUCGGUGGGGUUAUAUUCAAAAAGCUCUCAACAACUGCUCGAGUUAAUAAGGGGGCAUCAUAUUCCAUCGCAUGGUGCUGUUCUGGAAGAUUUAAAUCUGCCUGACUUAUUUGAUAUCAAAGGUCGCUGGCAUGGCUCUCUUGAUGCAAGUGGUGGAGGGAAUGGAGACACCCUGGCAAAAUUUGACCUUCAUGGGGAGGAUUGGGAGUGGGAAGACAACAAAACUCAACGUAUCCUGGCAGUUGGUGCUUACACUAAUGAUAAUGGUAUGCACCUGGAGAAUUUUUUUAUCCAGAAUGAUAAUGCAACUGUUCAUGCUGAUGGAACUUUGUUAGGACCUAAAACCAACCUUCAUUUUGCCGUCUUAAACUUUCCGGUUAGUCUGGUCCCAACUGUUGCUCAGCUUGUUGAAUCUACAGCAACGGGUGUUGUUCAUUCUUUGGAGCCGUCGUUGGCACCUAUUAAGGGUAUCUUGCACAUGGAAGGAGAUCUUAGAGGAAGCUUAACAAAACCACAAUGUGAUGUGCAGAUAAGGCUCCUCGAUGGUUCCAUUGGUGGAAUUGAUCUUGAGCUAGCAGAAGUUGUUGCUUCCCUAACAACAACCGGCCGUUUUCUAUUCAAUGCAAAAUUUGAGCCUAUAAUCCAAAAUGGUCAUGUAUUAAUUCAGGGAAGCAUUCCUGUUACUUUUGUUCAAAGUAGCAUGUUACAACAAGAUGAAGAAUUAGAUAAGAGUGAGGCUUCAUUGGUUCCUGAUUGGGUGAGGGAUAAAAAUAGAGGGACCACUGUUGAUGCAAGCAACGAGCACAUUUUUCGAGACAGAAAUGAAGAAUUUUGGAAUACUCGGUUAGCAGACAGCCUUGAAGGUUUAUAUUCACAAAUUCUAGAUGUUGGAGAAGUUAGAGUGGACGCCGAUAUAAAAGAUGGGGGAAUGAUGCUAGUAACAGCUUUAUCCCCUUAUGCUAAUUGGCUUCAUGGAAAUGCCCAUGUCAUGCUUGAGGUGAGAGGCACAGUUGAUCAACCAUUGCUUAAUGGCUAUGCAAUGUUUCACAGGGCGUCUAUAUCUUCACCGGUGUUCCGUAAGCCACUAACUGGUUUUGGUGGUACUGUUUACAUGAAAUCAAACAGGUUAUCCAUCACCUCACUGGAGAGUAGGCUAGGCAGAAAAGGAAAACUGCUUGUAAAAGGGAACCUUCCUCUCAGAACUAGUGAAGCAGCCCUUGAUGACAAAAUUGAAUUGAAGUGCGAUGUUCUAGAAGUGCAUGCGAAAAAUAUUUUAAGUGGCCAGGUUGACUCCCAGUUGCAAAUAACUGGUUCAGUAUUGCAACCAAUCAUUUCUGGAAACGUUAAACUUAGUAAUGGAGAAGUAUAUUUGCCACACGAUGGGGGCAAUGGUGAUAGUCAAACAAUUAUUUCAAAUCAAUCUGCACUUUCUGAUGGUGGUGAUAGUCAAGCAUUCGCUUCAAGAUAUAUUUCCCAUUUUUUUAGCUCAAGAUAUGCUUCUUUGACGACCAAAUCUUCUCAAACCUCUAGCUCUGUGAAUGCAGCAAAUCAUGUAGACAAGGACAUGGAGAAAAUGCUGAUAAAACCAAGUAUAGAAACCCGCCUUAGUGAUUUGAAGCUUGUGCUUGGGCCAGAAUUGAAGAUAGUGUAUCCUCUGAUUCUUAUAUUUACUGUUAGUGGAGAGCUCGAGUUGAAUGGUCUCACCCAUCCCAAAUGUAUAACACCUAAGGGCAUAUUGGUAUUCGACAACGGUGAAGUUGAGCUACUUGCAACACAGGUGAGGUUAAAACAGGAACAUCUGAAUAUUGCAAAGUUUGAGCCUGAGUAUGGACUAGAUCCAAUGCUAGAUAUAGCCUUGGUUGGAUCUCAGUGCCAAUAUAAGAUUCAAGGACGGGCUAGCAAUUGGCAGGGCAGUGUGGAACAAGAUACACCUUCACUUUCACCAAAUGAGGCUGUCAGAAAAUUAGAGAGUCAAUUAGCAGAAUCCAUUUUAAAAGGCGAUGGUCAGCUUGCCCUUGGGAAGCUUGCAACAGCUACUCUUGAAAAAUUAAUGCCACGGAUAGAAGGGAAGGGUGAACUUGGCAAGGCUAGGUGGAGGAUAGUGUACUCACCUCAGAUUCCUAGUUCCAAAUCUGCUGGUACUACUUUGGAUACUUUCGAGUUUCUUGCCAAUAAUUUAACAUUUGGAACAAAUGUUGAAGUUCAGCUUGGGAAACGUCUUCAGGCCAGAGUCAUUAGGCAAAUGAAGGAGUCAGAGAUGGCAACACAAUGGUCCUUGAGCUAUCAACUCACAAGUCGCUUGCAUCUACGCCUACAGUCCUCUCCAUUACUAUGCAUAUUUUUUGAAUAUUAUGCUACAGUAUAGGGCUUGUUGCUGUUGCCUUAGGUUUAGGUAUGUAAAACUUGCACCUUUACUUUAAAAGAAAAGGUGUGUGUAAAAAGUAAAUAGAUUCAUAUUAUUUUCUUCUGCUCAGAUUGAGCUUGUUAAUAGGAUAGCUGCUGAAUUCAAAGGCGUUCUUACUUUUUUAUAUUGAUGAAAGAAAGUUGAAAGAAAGUAUAGCAAUAUUAGACAGAAUGAUAGAUCGACUACAAGUAUAAAUUUCUCAUUUGUAUACCUUCAGUUCAAGUUCAAGUUCAAGUUCAAGUUCAAGCUUUUA
Molecule: messenger RNA, 6431 nt
Organism: Medicago truncatula (barrel medic)
Lineage: Eukaryota; Viridiplantae; Streptophyta; Magnoliopsida; Fabales; Fabaceae
Product: protein TIC236, chloroplastic
Exons: 23
Coding region: 116-6139 (2007 amino acids)
Biological process (GO): protein secretion
Cellular component (GO): plasma membrane
Source: RefSeq, a predicted model, not a curated record